Episyrphus balteatus (marmalade hoverfly) is the source of this 1645-nucleotide messenger RNA. RefSeq names its product tumor protein D52. Bases 415 to 1626 code for a protein of 403 amino acids. The transcript has 6 exons. The record is from RefSeq and is a predicted model, not a curated record. NCBI's taxonomy places the organism in Eukaryota, Metazoa, Arthropoda, Insecta, Diptera, Syrphidae. Gene Ontology annotation, cellular component: cytoplasm.
CGUACUCAAACUCAACAAAAUAAAAAAAACCUUAGCAACGUGUAAUGAAGUUGGCUUGGCUUUAUAGCUCCGACUCGACUGUGGCAGACUUGACUGACUGACACGAUUAACAUACAACUUUCGUUGCUUUUAGUUGCUUUUCACGGUGUAGUCGCGUAACAUUAAACUUUUCAGAGAGCUAACUAAUCAGUCAAAGUAGGUUUUUUUUCUUUGAACGAAUAAUUUUAAAGAAAGAAAAAACAAUCGAAGCGGGCGGUUUUUUCCAUGACAUUCGAAUGGAUACUCGAAUUUAAAUUUUAUCCUUGAAAUGUUUUCGUCUUUGUUCCUAAUUUAUACAAUUCAGUGCAAUUAGAAAAUGUGAUUUCAGUUUUCUAGUGACCAAAAGCCCAUUUCUCGUUACCAAACUAAACAAAAAUGUCUGUGAUUUACCCAACAACCAAGUCGACAACGACGAACUCAGUCAUCGACGAUGAUGACAACGACAAUGAACCCGUGUCUCUGGAAUUCAUUGAAGAUCCAUACAUACCAAAGCUGGACAACUGCCUUACUCCCUCCCUAGAUGAAAUAACUGACUAUGAUGAUCAGAGCAAUAUCAUCAUUGAUGCCAAUGGAAAUAGUAAUUCUGCAGCAAGUAUCUGUGAUUGGUCCGAAGAGACUGAAAUGUACUUGAGAAAUCUCACCUUAGACCAGAUCUUCUACGAUGCACAUAGUGACUUUGAUAGUCUGGUCGAAUAUCAAAUGGCUGAGGCUGAGUUUGGUAUUAAACAUCAAAGUGCUACCAACAAUACGACGACGACCGCAUCACAACCACAUCAAAUGUCAAUUGCCAAGCGAUUUCGUUUAAAGUUCCUUACUAAGCGUACGAUGCGCGAUGUUAAAGUAACAUUUAUAGAUUUUUCCAAACCCUAUUUGGCCAAAAUCUCGGGUAGUGAGAAUUAUAAAAAGUUUUUAAAUAUUGGUAGUCCAACAACGGCAACGGGGACAACGACAACGACGUUGAUGUCAGAUAAUACACAGAAAAUGUCAGAGCCAGCUUCUCCAGCAUCUGUUGCAUCAGCAGAUAUUGCCGCGGAAUUUGCUGCUCUUACAGUUGAAGAACAAGAACAGCAAAGAGCUCAAUGGACUCAGGAACUCGCUCAAGUCGAAGAAGAAAUUAACACUCUUCGUACAGUGUUAGCAUCAAAGAGUAGACUUGCUUCAGAUCUUAAACGUAAAUUGGGUAUUACCGUGUGGAAAGAACUUACUGAUGACAUGAACUCAGGAAUUAAAUCGGUUAAAGAAAGUUCUGUUUACCAAACUGUUGAGAAAAAUGUGGGAGACAUUGCUAAAGCUGUUCAUGAUGCUCCACUCUACCAACGCACAGAGUCUGUAUUUAAAUCAACAGCCGAGAAGACAACAUCUAUAUUUGGUGACAUCACAAGUGGCAUUACAUCCAAAUUGUCCCAAAUGAAGAAUUCCGAAUCGAUGCGUUCGAUUGAAGAACGUGUAGGUUCGGCCUAUGGCAAUGUCAAAACAAAAGUAACAACAUCCCGAUCGGGUUCGAUUGCAAGUUUCAACGAUGCCUUACACGACAAUAACACAUCAUCGGGAUUGAACUCACCUACAGAUUCACAAGGAAAACAAUAAAAUUUAAAUUAAAAAAAAA